AGAUCACCUAAGGGCGGCGGCAGCCAGGGCGGUAGGAGUCAUCUGUAGUGGAUCGCGUUACAAAGACUGCAUGCACUGCACACUGUCAUACAUACGUCCACCUACAUAUCCCCACAACCUUGAGCGGUGGCCGCUAUCUCAUUAACAUCACCACGAUUUGAUUAGUCAAAAGGUUGCAAGUCGAACGGAAGAGCGCUCAGAGGAUAUCACUACAUUGACCAUUCAUCAAAGCAGGUGGAAUUGAUAGUCUUCAAACGGCAUUCAUACCAACCACAAAUCUCCUCUUCUCACCUUCACAUACAACAAUGAUCGAUCGGUUAGCAAACUUUACAAUACAGAUACACAUAAGCAAAUCCUAUUCUAGAAGGUAAAUUUUCCUCACGACAAUUGAAUCGUCAAGAUGUUGUUCAAGGAGCGUGAAUCGGAGAGCCCUCGCGUUCCUUCACCUUGGUCAAAUGCACGUCGUAGCAGCGGAUCGAGAAACAGCAGUAAUAGCAGCAAAGUAGGUACACCACCAGACAUCAUUGGCCAUAGCAUUCUGCGGAAAACAAGCUCAACAGCUUCGCCCAAUUUCAGCCCUCUGUCGCGUGCCGUACAGAUACGAAAUGCAGAAGCAUAUCGUGACAAACAAAAAGGAUACGAAGACGAUCAAGGUAGCAGCCCUACCUCUACACCGCCCUCGCAAGAAGACGAUGACGAUGAUGAGGGUCUGGAUAGCUUCUUUGCUCUGGACUCAGACUCAGAUGUUCAGCGGCUGAGUUCCAGCCAGCAUAGCUUGACGCCAGACAUUCUGACCCCGAUCGAUGGCGUCGAAUUGUUAUCGACAUCAGCCGCAAACUUGGAUGGCACGCAGAACCGAACAAGUGGAAGGAUAAUACAGAAGAACAGCCGACGGCAGAAGCGAGUGGCCAGGCUUGCACCUGAACCGGAUGUGCUAGGAAACCUCGAAUACAAAUUACGUAUACUGCCACCCACCCGCAAUCGAUUCGAUAAGCUGUUGACGCAGAUGCAAUGGAGAGUGCUACAGGGAGGCGGAGAGUGCACAUAUGAAAUUGGUGUGCUGGAUGAUGGAUUGUGUAUUGGAAUAUGCUCGUUGGAGAUGCAGGCCAGUAUAUCAGUGUUAUCGUCGAUGGCCAAAGAACUUUGUGCUUCUGUCAGAAUACGGAAGGCUUUUGAAAUGAUUACUUUGGACGGAUCUUCACAGACGGAAGGUGGAGAACUGAAGCAGAUGUCCAAUGAACAGGUGUUUGACCUGUUGAAGGUGCAAAGGGAAGAGGAUCAUUGUGAUUGUGGAGUGGAGCUGGGUUCCACGCAAGAGAUUGUCAGUUAUCUUCCCUUGUUUGGAGGAUAUCCUGUCACUGUCAAAACGGAAGCGAACAAGUACAAUGAUCCCGUACCGGGUGAAGUUGUGAUUGCAAUUGAAGAAGAUGCUUCUGAACUCCUCACGUAUGAGCAAGAUGAUAUCUCGUCUGACAAUGAAAGUGCGGUGGACGAAGUAGGCCAAGAAUUCUUCAUGGAAGAUGGUCAAGGCUUGACUUUCUCUCUUUCACUGGAUGAGAAAGCCACAAGAGCGGGACUGGGAUUUCAGCGUAAGUCUAAUGCACCUCGAAGACCUUGCCGGUACAAUGUGAAAAGUGCAUUGGCUCACAAGACCAACAUUAGAUCAAAAGUGGAUGCAGGCGCAACAAACGAGGUCAUUGUUGACUGUGUCAGCAUUGCAAAAGAGGGUCUGGCACCACUGCCAUCCGUUGAAACAUUCAAUCAGAAAGAUACAGCAACCAAAACACCUGCAAGGAAGUGCGUACGUAUGAUUGUUGAGGCAAGUAUCAUACGGGAUUCCGAUGAAGAAGGGUUUAUAGAUUAUGGGUCACUUUGAAACAAACAUUCUCUCUCUCUCUCAUACAUACAUGUUGUAUUUUGCGCUUUGUUUGACUUUCAAUCCGAUUCAUUUCAUUGC
This is a messenger RNA of Meira miltonrushii, 1957 nucleotides long. RefSeq lists its product as uncharacterized. The transcript has a single exon. The record is from RefSeq and is a predicted model, not a curated record. Lineage: Eukaryota; Fungi; Basidiomycota; Exobasidiomycetes; Exobasidiales; Brachybasidiaceae. Bases 401 to 1876 code for a protein of 491 amino acids.